Telopea speciosissima is the source of this 517-nucleotide messenger RNA. RefSeq lists its product as uncharacterized. The record is from RefSeq and is a predicted model, not a curated record. NCBI's taxonomy places the organism in Eukaryota, Viridiplantae, Streptophyta, Magnoliopsida, Proteales, Proteaceae. The coding region runs from base 61 to 516 and encodes 151 amino acids. The transcript has 3 exons.
GCAAACAAAAGGCUGGGAGGAAGGAAACUGUUGCAGGGUAGUAGUACCUUGAAGAAGAAUAUGAUGGAAGAAGAAGAAGAAGAAGUUGUGAAUGGAAAAACUUCAAAGAUUUCAGGAAAGGAUAAGAAUACUUCGAAGAAGCCACUUGGAACUUUACAGAAGUACAUGAAUGAUCAGAAAAGUAGUAAUCUGUUGGAACCAAAGGCAUUGAAUUCAGUACCUUCGGAUGGAAAGCAAAAUCCUGGGAGUGAGAUAGCUGAUCUCCCACACACCAUGGCCAGCCAACUCAAAUCCCAAGACUCUGAGGCAGUUAUAAACUGUGGCAGGUUGGAAUGUUCUUCAAGUUCAAGGAAAAUAGUGUCACCAGAAUUCCACAAAACUGAAUCCAAAAAGCUUCUUGAGGUUGCUAGUAAUAUAGUGAGCUUGAUCCAAAAGGAUUACUCUGGGAUGAGUAGGCCUCGUUGCAACCCUCCUAUCAACAAUCAUCAGCCUUCGCGCCAAAGUGUGAAACCAUAGA